This is a messenger RNA of Boleophthalmus pectinirostris (great blue-spotted mudskipper), 4454 nucleotides long. It is a transcript of the gene dgke, whose product is annotated as diacylglycerol kinase, epsilon. The transcript has 11 exons. NCBI's taxonomy places the organism in Eukaryota, Metazoa, Chordata, Actinopteri, Gobiiformes, Gobiidae. Bases 282 to 1967 code for a protein of 561 amino acids. Gene Ontology annotation, molecular function: ATP-dependent diacylglycerol kinase activity. The record is from RefSeq and is a predicted model, not a curated record.
GCUGAGGACUUCUGCAUCUUUCUCUGAUGAUCUUUGUUGGAGCUAAGUUAGCGCUGGAGCUGCUGUCUGUGCGUCCGACAGCUGUGGAUGUGAUGUUUCGCUUUCUUUGAGACUCAUCUGUUUGUCUGCUGUUAUCUGCCAGCGUUGAAUCUGAGUGCACGAUCAUGGGCACCGUGUGGAGGACAUCUGCUUUGUGGUUUUGGUCUGUAGUGUCCACGUAGCUCCAGUUCACCGGUUUCCGCUCUUUCACGCCGCUCUUUAGGCGGCCACAGCCCGUAGCGAUGGCUGCGGAGGUGGGGGACGAUUGGUCGCUGUUGCUGUGGACAUCUCUGGCCGUGGCGGUGCCUGUCAUUAUUACGUUAUGGUGUAGCGUGCAGCGCUCAAAGCGGAAGACGCACAUGAAGGAAUUCUUCCGUAAAAGCAAACACGGCUGGCACUACACGGAUCUUUUCAACAAGCCCACCUAUUGCUGCGUGUGCUCCCAGCACAUCCUCCAGGGUGCCUUUUGCGAUUGCUGCGGGGUGUGCGCGGACGACGAGUGCCUGCGCCCCGCGGACCGCAGCCUGCCCUGUAAGGACAUCAUGGCACCCUCACGCGCCGACGGGGGCAUCGAGCACCGCUGGGUCCGGGGCAACGUACCGCUCGCCAGUUACUGCGCUGUGUGUAAACAACAGUGUGGGACCCAGCCCAAACUGUGCGACUUCAGGUGUGUGUGGUGCCAGAGGACAGUUCAUGACGACUGUCUGGGUGAUGUACCAGAUCAGUGUGACUUCGGAGAGUUUCACAGCCUCAUCAUCCCCCCUCACUACCUCUAUCAUGUCAACAAACUCAGGCGCAGGCAUCCGGAUGAGUACAGCAAGCUGGCUGAGUCCUGUGGGAGCAGCUGGAGCCCUGUAUUGGUUUUGGCAAACACACGCAGUGGUAAUAACAUGGGAGAGGUGCUGCUUGGGGAGUUUCGGAGCCUCCUCAAUCCAGUGCAGGUUUUUGACUUGUCUCAGCUGAACCCCUCCAAAGCACUGCAGCUCUGCACUCUGCUCCCCCCAGGCAGUGUACGAGUUCUGGUGUGUGGAGGAGACGGCACUGUGGGCUGGGUACUGGAUGCCAUAGACACAAUGAAACUAAAGGGCCAGGACCAAUUUAUCCCUCAAGUGACUAUCCUGCCCCUAGGGACUGGUAAUGACCUGUCCAACACUUUGGGCUGGGGUGCGGGCUACGCUGGAGAGAUUCCUGUGGAGCAGGUGCUGCGUAAUGUAGUGGACGCUGAAGUGGUCAAAAUGGACAGAUGGAAAGUGCAGGUAGCAUCAAAAGGUGCAUAUUUUCGCAAGCCAAAGGUUCUGUCCAUGAAUAAUUAUUUCUCUGUUGGACCGGAUGCACUGAUGGCCCUUAAUUUCCACACUCAUCGAGAGAAAACUCCUUCUUUUUUCUCCAGUCGCAUCAUCAAUAAGGCUGUGUAUUUCCUGUAUGGCACCAAAGAUUGCUUAGUCCAAGAAUGCAAGGAUCUGGAUAAGAGGAUUGAGCUUGAGUUGGAUGGAGAAAGAAUUACCCUGCCCAGUCUAGAGGGUAUUAUUGUGUGUAACAUCGGGUACUGGGGCGGAGGUUGCCGGCUGUGGGAAGGGAUGGGAGAUGAGCCUUAUCCACCAACCAGACUGGACGAUGGUCUGCUGGAGGUGGUGGGGGUGUAUGGGUCUUUCCACUGCGCUCAGAUCCAAGUGAAACUGGCCAACCCUGUGAGACUGGGACAAGCCCACACUGUUCGGCUGGUCCUGAAGAGCUCCAAGAUGCCCAUGCAGGUGGAUGGGGAGCCGUGGGCCCAGGGUCCCUGCACCAUCACCAUCACUCACAAGACACAAGCACUGAUGUUGUACCACAGCUCGGAACACACAGAUGACGACGACAGCAGUGACUCAGAGACCGAGAGUAACACGCCGCAUGACUCCCCCAGGCCACCGGGGUUCGCCUCCUCUUGAGCAUGAUCCCAAAACCACCUGUAAUCUGUGUUCACCCAUCUUUUCUGGUCACCUACUGCUUUUGAUUAAAUUUAAAGGUGCACUGUGUCACUUUUUCUGGUGAACUGUAUGUGACCUGCUUUUCUUCAUGGGCAUAUUAUUACUUUGCCUGAAAUAUUUGUGGUUGCAUUUUUAUGGCUCACCUGGGUCACCUCUCCACAGAUCUGACCUUGAAGAUUUGCCUGGUAGCAUCACCUGCUUGUCUCCAUAGAGAUAGAUAUGUUUAAUAUCUUAUUGUGGAACACGCCAGGUUCAGUAAUGGCUCCAUAGAGACAAGCAGAUGAUGGACCCACUUCCAAGAAAAAUUGCACAGUGUGCCUUUAUUAAAAUUUUAUUCACCCAGGUAAGUUACAGCAACAAAAGGGGGAUUGUGGACCCCAGUCUUUCCUUCUUGGUCUUCAUAAAGUUUUCAAACAAUGUUGCCUUUGUGCGCAGUGGAGUGGCCAUAACGUUACAGAAUCACUUUGUGUUUUGGCUAGCCACAAUCCAACUGCAUUUGAGUGUUUGCAUAGGAAAUCUACGAGUGGCUUCAAAUUGUAUUUAAAGUAGCAGUUACCGCUAUAGAGAAUGUUCUCAACUUAUUGCUUAACGACCCAAAAAUAUAAUGACAAUGGAAAUUAUUUUAUGUUUAUGUUGGCAAAUUGGCAAAAAACACAAAUCAAAAUGCAUUAUUUUACUUCACUGUUGAAAGAACCUUUGUUAAAAUAUAUAUCCUAGUUUACAUUAGCUCAUUUGUAUCUUGCUUUGUUUGCUCUGACCUCUUGUGCCAUAGUCUUUAUAUAGAGAUCUAUAUAAUCUAUAAAUGAUACAUUUUUACUUGUGAAUAUUUGUACACCAAAGCCAUGGCCACGAGGAAAGAUUUUAUUAUUUCCUUACUGAGCACAAACAAAGCAAAACAUUUGUGAGGUUUCAUAUAAAUGCUGUUACUACUUGAUAUGACCUCGUUCUAAAUGAAAUAUUGAACCUCAGCACUGUAGUUUACCCGACCACUUCAUGUUUAUGUUUUAGCUACAUGUUGUGAGCCUGACUUUUUAUGUUGCGUACUACUGCCAAAAACUGCUGUUUUACACCCAGCUUUUGCAGAUGAGACACCUUUCCCUAUUAUUUGCCUUGCUAUCAAGUUGUGUGUUUGCAUUUAUACUAUUAGUUAUACUCAUUUAGAUUUUUAUUUUAUUAACAAUAUUAUAUGUUCAUUUAUUGUUCAAAAGCAGUUCCAAAUCUCUACCACAAGAUGGUAGUAUACAAGCAGUGUUUGUCUACUGGUAAAAUGGCUCUAGUUUGAUCUUCUUUCUAGAGUGUUGCAAUGUAACUUUCUAUAUGAGAAAGUGUAUGCUGAUUAUAGCCAUAUCUGAAUAGACCUUUGAAUGUUAGUUGACUUGGAAAGUUUAAAUGUUUUACUUAAUGCUUUAGCAUUUACAUCUUAAAAUUGCAGACAGCAAUCCCAUAUGUGUUUGUGAAUGCAUUUAUUCUUUGUAAAUACUGUCUUGCACUGAAAUCAGUCUGAAGUUGCUGAUAUUAUAUAAUUUUUCAUUUUGUGGCUUGGUUACCUGCAAAGCACUGACUAUAUGUUUGCAUUUUAUAUGUACUGUUUUAUUUGUUCUAUUGAGUUUGCUGAUAAAACAAGUGAGAAUGCUUAUUUAGAUUAGGCUUGAUUUGACAUUACAUAUACUAUACCACAACAUGCAACCUUCAGGUGGCACUUUGUUUUAAGUAUUGUAGCGUAUAUUUUGGAUAUUGCUAAAUGCCAUAUGGGGAUCUGGAUACACAUUGCAGUUAAAUUUAGUUUGCAUAAUAGACUAUUCAAGAAUGUUCCUAGUCCUUACAUGUAUAACUAACGUUGUUUUCCUGACAAAAGUAGCUAAUCUCCUCUUCAUGAAAAUGAUAACCCCUGAAAUUAUUUUGUUAUUAUAUAGGUAUACAGGGUCCCUAUGAAUCUGUCACAUUCCACACAGAUUGACCAUAGACUAUAAUGAAAACAACUUUAUCCCUUCCUUUGGUAUUUACAGACAUAACCAUAUGUAGACAGUUUCUUUAUCCCUCUCACAGAAAGUGUUGUAGUUCAUCUGACAAUAGUUUAGGGACUACAUUUCUGUCCUAUUUACUUUUGGUGUAGUAGGUGUUCAGCAGUGUUUUUGUAUAUUUUAGAUUUCACAGAUGUGUGAUGCUGUGUCCAAAUGCUGGGUUUGAUCAAGCUGCUGCUUCAGUUCUCUGUGUUUUUAUGAAUAAGAAAAAAUAAUGAUUCAAACAGUGUAUUUGACAUAAUUGUUUUAAAUUAUCUAUAUUGUGAGUUUUGCCAAAAUUAUUUAAGAGUGAGAUUUAAUUGCUUACAAUCAUAUUGAGUGUGUUUACAAGAAGAGUGCACUGAAGUGUGUAAAACAAGUGGAUUGAGCUGAAUGUAAUGAAAUGAUCUUUGAAUCUGACAUUCCCAUAAAUAUUUUCCUAAAUAAA